Penicillium macrosclerotiorum is the source of this 2649-nucleotide messenger RNA. RefSeq names its product STE11 family mitogen-activated protein kinase kinase kinase. The record is from RefSeq and is a predicted model, not a curated record. Gene Ontology annotation, biological process: protein phosphorylation. Lineage: Eukaryota; Fungi; Ascomycota; Eurotiomycetes; Eurotiales; Aspergillaceae. The transcript is spliced from 5 exons. Gene Ontology annotation, molecular function: protein kinase activity; protein binding; ATP binding. The coding region runs from base 1 to 2649 and encodes 882 amino acids.
AUGCUGGCUUCGAAGCCCCAGUACACAACCCCGUUAGGGGUGUCCACCUCCCAACCCUCUUCCACCUACUCCUCGCAACGACCGUCGACCGCGAAUAAAGUCCCGGAGGGCAUUGGGUACAGCAGCCCAACCAAAUCGGAGUUUUCAGACGGACAGGAGGACGUUUCACCUUUAUCAGUUAGAGCAUGGGAUGAAAAAAGAGUGGUCGCGUGGCUCCAUAGCAUCAAAUGCGGCCAGUAUGAAUCGAUCUUCAGAGCCAAUAAUUUUAAUGGGGAUAAUUUGAUCGAAUGCGACCAAAAGAUCCUACAGGAAAUGGGCAUAAAAAAAGUUGGUGAUCGAGUGCGCAUCUUUGUGGCGAUCAAGCAACUGCGAAACAAAACCAUGGUCAACCCAAGACAAAAGAAUCUGGACACACUGGCUUCCCUCGAAGCUGCAGCAUUGUCUUCAGACCACUCUCGUCUUCGCCUACCAAACCGCCGCAUGUCCCAGCUAAUGGAGGAUGGCUUUGGCUACUCAAAAUCACCAUCCCAACCUGUCUCGCCUUCGACUAGCGAAUGGCGCAAGGAUGGCUAUCUUAACCACCCAGGAUCAGCAGGAUCUGGCCGCAACCCAAGCACGCCAAGUGACGGUGGCCGAGGAAGCUCGCAUCCACGAAACCCAAGUCUGGACGGUCUGACCAUGGGUCCCCUGCCACCAAACUCUCCGGUCAUUCGCGUCAUAUAUACUGGUGGUCAGACUAAAGUACUCGAUAUCCGGCAUUGUAAAACUCCAGACGAAGUGAUCCUAUCUGUGCUCAAGAAGCUGCAGCUCCCGGAACAUCAGUUCAGAAACUACUGCUUUUAUGUGUUGGAUGGCUUAGAUCCAGAUCUGUCGAAUUGCAGACGUUUGACCGAAAGCGAACUGAUGGAAAUCUGCGAGGGUGGUGUGAACAAGUCUGAACGUGGUCGUUUGAUCUUACGGAAAAUACACUCCGGAGAGCCGGAUCUCGACGAGCUUCGUCGCGCUUCCCAGCUUGCAUAUGAUGAAAGCCAAGUGACACACCAAAAUGCCCUCAACAAGUCCAACCCGCGCCAGAAGCACAAGAUCCAACAGCUCACCGGCGAAUCAUGGAAUGUCAUCAAUACCAAACAGCCCUUGUCUCCCGUGGGCCCGCGCCAUCGCCCAUCGCCUGGUCCGAAUGAUCAGGACCAGCCAUCACCCAGCAGUGACCGCAACCCGGUAGCUAAACUAAGGUCAUUCUUCGGACAGAGACCUCCCAGUGAGAUGAUUAUUCACGAACUUCAAUCCUUCUUCCCAAGUCAUGACCGGGAGGAUAUCGAGAAAACGAUGCGCAGAUCUCAACGUCUCAGUCGUGCCACUAGUCGACUCAGCGUUGUUAGCAAUUUUAGUGUCGCAUCAAGCCUCAGAGAUGCACCCCCUCUACCCCCGUUGCCCCCAAUACCUCCAAUGCCCAACAUUGCCGACACCUGGUUCCAGGGCCAGACUGGUGGCACACAAGCAGCACGUGCCUCGCGACCUGUCUCAAUGUCUAAAUUUAAUUUACCCCAGGCUUCUUAUCGCGAUUCAAUUGCUUCCAGCUCUCUUCAUCCCCUGCAGGAAGAAUCCCCAAUUGAACCGAACCGCCAAUCUUAUGUAUCGUUUGGCAGCGAGGGCUCCGAUUCGACGACCACCUCGCGCCAGAGCAUCAUCGAUGAGAGCACUAGCGUUGUUACCACCGAUGUUGGUUCCUCUGAUAAUCGAUUAAGCUCUAUCAUGGCCGAGGACGAUGUAGCAGAAGACAUGGAGGAUGAGGAAGAUGAUGCAAACCUGAUGAGCGAUUUCCUGGCCGGCAACAAUUUCUCUUCGAACAACUGGAUGAAGGGAUCCUUGAUCGGUGAAGGUUCCUUUGGAAGCGUGUUCUUGGCUCUUCAUUCUAUUACCGGAGAGCUUAUGGCUGUUAAGCAAGUCGAGAUUCCGUCAGCCACCAAAGGCACAGAAUUUGACCAGCGCAAGAAUAGCAUGGUCACUGCUCUGAAGCACGAGAUUGAGCUGCUGCAAGGAAUGCACCACCCCAACAUUGUGCAGUACCUUGGCACUUCCGCUGAUGACCAAUAUCUCAACAUUUUCCUGGAGUAUGUCCCUGGUGGAUCGAUCGCCACUAUGCUGAAGCAGUACAACACCUUCCAAGAACCAUUGGUCAAGAACUUUGUUCGGCAGAUCCUCGCCGGUCUUUCAUAUCUACAUAGCCGAGACAUCAUUCACCGAGACAUCAAGGGUGCCAACAUUCUUGUCGACAACAAGGGCGGCGUCAAGAUCUCUGAUUUCGGUAUCUCCAAGCGCGUCGAGGCAUCCACUGUCCUCGGCUCGAAAGCCAGUUCCGGCGGCAUGGGUGGCCACUUGCACCGCCCCUCCUCCAGGGAAAAAGCUGAUAUUUGGAGUCUUGGCUGCCUGGUCGUGGAAAUGUUCAUCGGCGCCCAUCCCUUCCCUGACUGCAGCCAGCUGCAGGCUAUCUUCGCUAUUGGCAGUAACAAGGCACGCCCGCCGGCCCCUGAGCAUGUCAGCCAGGAAGCCGUCGAGUUUCUCGACAUGACGUUCCAAGUCGACUAUGAGAAGCGGCCUACUGCGGAUGAAUUGCUCACAUGCAAGUUCUUGGCCAUGCCUACGACAUGA